AUGAGUGACAUUGCAAUCGUUGGAUACUCGUUCAAGCUCCCGCAAGGUGCUGAGGAUGACGAUGUUUUCUGGGAUGUCCUCGAGAACCGACGAAACCUGAUGACAGAGUGGCCUGAAAGCCGUGUCAAGACAGAUUCGUUUGCCAAUAACAAGCAUCAGAAGUGGAAUGGAAAGGGAGGGCAUUUCAUCAGCGAUGAUGCCGCCGCCUUCGACGCCCCCUUCUUCUCACUCACGGCAAAAGAAGCUUCGGCGAUGGAUCCAAUGCAGCACUGGACGCUGGAAGCUACCUACCACGCUUUUGAGAAUGCGGGGCUCCCAGUUGAGAGUCUGAAGGACUCUCGCACUGCUGUCUUUUCAGCCUCCAUGCUGGAGGACUACAGCAGGAUGACGAUUGUGGACCCAGAUAACCUGGAGAGAACGGCUGUAACUGGAAGUACUGUCUCGUGCAUCAUUCCUAACCGUGUCAGCUGGUACUUUGAUCUGCGUGGGCCGAGCAUUCAUGUCAACACUGCUUGUUCGAGUAGCUUGUCGGCUGUUGAUAUGGCUUGUAAAGCUCUGAAGAGCGGCGAUGCCUCAUCUGCCGUCGUGACUGGGGCAAAUCUUCUUCUUGACCCGAGCAUCUUCCAGGUUCUGGCUAACCAAAGAUUUCUCUCGCCUGAUGGUGUUUGCUACAGCUUCGAUGAGCGGGCCAACGGCUAUGCACGUGGUGAAGGAGUUAUUGCUGUGGUUCUGAAGCCUGUACAAGCUGCGAUUGAGAAUGGUGAUAUGGUUCGAGCUGUGAUUCGGUCCAUUGGCUCGAAUCAGGAUGGCCAUACCCCGAUUCUUACACAGCCCAGUUCGCAAUCCCAGGAGGAGCUGAUUCGCCACGUUUAUGGGCAGGCAGGUCUGUCGAUGAGCGAUACUCGCUACGUGGAAGCUCACGGUAAGUGCUACAUCACGACGCUUCUGAUGAUGGACUAA
Fusarium musae is the source of this 960-nucleotide messenger RNA. RefSeq lists its product as uncharacterized. Gene Ontology annotation, molecular function: fatty acid synthase activity; 3-oxoacyl-[acyl-carrier-protein] synthase activity. Gene Ontology annotation, biological process: secondary metabolite biosynthetic process; fatty acid biosynthetic process. The record is from RefSeq and is a predicted model, not a curated record. Bases 1 to 960 code for a protein of 319 amino acids. Lineage: Eukaryota; Fungi; Ascomycota; Sordariomycetes; Hypocreales; Nectriaceae. The transcript has 4 exons.